AUGACUCAGCCAAUCACUACACUCAAGUCGUUGGCUGGAUGGGAAUCUGCAGGCUUAAUCAAAGUCUCACGGGUACCACAGGGCAAGCCACCAGUAGCCAAGUUUCAUGGUGUUUUGUGGCUGUACAUGAUUGGAAAUCAUGUUUUGUGCGGUUCCGAGCUUGCUCAACGUAUGCCGUGGGCUCUGGGUACCACUCGGGAAAACGAUCAUUCUAUCAAAAUCGGUCGGAUGACAAUUCUUGCGGACCGCUCCGAAGAGGAUUAUGAGGUUGUUGCGAUCUUUAUUCACCACGCACGACGUACUACCCGAUGA
Molecule: messenger RNA, 312 nt
Organism: Penicillium verhagenii
Lineage: Eukaryota; Fungi; Ascomycota; Eurotiomycetes; Eurotiales; Aspergillaceae
Exons: 1
Coding region: 1-312 (103 amino acids)
Source: RefSeq, a predicted model, not a curated record